AUGGUGGUUUUAGCAGCUGUGUUGGUAAGGGUUGUGAACUGGGUGUGGAUAAAACCAAAGAAGCUGGAGAGGUACCUGAGAAGAAAAGGUCUCCCUGGAACUCCUUACACGCCUCUCGUUGGAGAUAUCAAGAAGAAUAUUAACAUGUUGAUGGAGGCAAGAUCAAAACCCAUCUCUCUAACGGAUGAUGCCAUCCCAUAUCUCCUUCCUCUUGCCUUAAAGAUGUUCAACUCUCACGGAAGGACCUUCUUCAUGUGGACUGGACCUAUUCCAACGAUCAUGAUAACGAAUCCAGAGCAUAUCAAAGAAGUCUUUACUAAAUCUUACGACUUUGAAGCGACUGUUUCAUCACCUUUGGUCAAACUGUUAGUAGGCGGGCUGGCCAGCUACAAGGGAGAUAAGUGGGCGAGACACAGGAGGAUCAUCAACCCUGCUUUCAACCUCGAGAAGAUCAAGAACAUGGUCCCUGCGUUCUACCAUUGUUCCAGCGAGGUUGUGUCCCAAUGGGAGAGACAAGAAUCGUCAUGUGAUGUCGAUGUUUGGCCUUUGCUUGUGAAUCUGACCGCGGAUGUAAUCUCGCAUGCUGCUUUUGGAAGCAGCUAUAGAGAAGGUCAGAGGAUAUUUGAGCUCCAAGGUGAACUAUCUGGAAUCAUUUCACAAGAGCAUAAGAAACCUUACAUCCCUGGAAUGAG
Messenger RNA from Brassica oleracea var. oleracea, 692 nucleotides. Its product is annotated as cytochrome P450 72A13-like. The transcript is spliced from 3 exons. The record is from RefSeq and is a predicted model, not a curated record. The annotation marks the transcript as partial. Gene Ontology annotation, molecular function: oxidoreductase activity, acting on paired donors, with incorporation or reduction of molecular oxygen; heme binding; iron ion binding. NCBI's taxonomy places the organism in Eukaryota, Viridiplantae, Streptophyta, Magnoliopsida, Brassicales, Brassicaceae.